Molecule: messenger RNA, 1824 nt
Organism: Chenopodium quinoa (quinoa)
Lineage: Eukaryota; Viridiplantae; Streptophyta; Magnoliopsida; Caryophyllales; Amaranthaceae
Product: hexose carrier protein HEX6-like
Exons: 3
Coding region: 163-1704 (513 amino acids)
Biological process (GO): monosaccharide transmembrane transport
Cellular component (GO): membrane
Molecular function (GO): monosaccharide transmembrane transporter activity
Source: RefSeq, a predicted model, not a curated record
UACUAGAGUACUAGUCAAGGAAGUCUGCGGCAAGCACAAUGUAAUAACGUAACCUCACAAACAAGUGAAACAACCUACUACAACAUGAACACUAUCUACUGAUCAUCUUCGACCUUGAUUCAAUCAUCCUCGCCCUCGGCCUUGGCCUUGUUCAUACAAGUGAUGGCAGGUGGUGUAGCAGUUAUAAGUCCCGCCGGAGGUGAUAAUUAUAAUGGCAAGGUGACAUGGUUUGUUAUAAUAUCUUGCAUGAUGGCUGCUAUGGGAGGAGUACUUUUUGGUUAUGACAUUGGAAUUUCAGGUGGAGUAACAUCAAUGGAGCCAUUUCUAAAAAAAUUCUUCCCAAGUGUGUAUGAACAUAUGAAGGAAGACACCAAAAUUAGCAACUAUUGCAAAUUCAACAGUGAAUUGUUGACUUCAUUCACAUCAUCUCUUUAUGUUGCUGGCUUUGUUGCAUCCUUCUUUGCUUCAACCAUCACCAAAGUAUACGGCCGCAAGCCAUCCAUUCUAAUAGGGGGUUUAGCAUUUCUUGCUGGCUCUGCUGUUGGUGGUGCUGCUAUCAAUAUAUACAUGCUUAUACUCGGCCGCCUAUUGCUUGGUGUUGGAGUUGGUUUCGCCAACCAAUCUGCUCCAUUAUAUCUGUCAGAAAUGGCACCCCCAAAGUACAGAGGAGCAUUUAACAAUGGCUUCCAACUUAGUGUUGGCAUUGGGGGUUUGACAGCAAACUUGAUCAACGUUGGUACCGAGAAAAUCAAAGGCGGGUGGGGAUGGCGAGUCUCCCUAGCCACGGCUGUGGCUCCUGCUAUAAUCUUAACUGUUGGGGCACUUCUUCUGCCUGAAACACCCAACAGUUUGAUCCAAAGAAGCAAAAAUUCUGAGGCUUCUACUGAUCCUAAUGAAAAUGUUCUUCUGCAUAAAGCAAAGCUCACAUUGCAAAGUGUACGAGGUACAACUGAUGUUGAGGCAGAACUCGAUGAUCUGAUACACGCGAGUAGCACAAUUUCUGAAAAAAAGCAUGGCAGUUCAUUCAGCCAAAUCCUGCAACGCAAAUACAGGCCACAACUCAUAAUGUCAAUAGCUAUACCAUUUUUUCAACAGGUGACAGGAAUCAAUGUUAUCGCGUUUUAUGCUCCCUUACUAUUUCGUACUUUAGGUCUAGGAGAAAGUGCAUCACUCCUCUCUGCAGUCAUGACAGGGGCUGUAGGAACAGCCUCAACUUUCAUAUCAAUGCUAAUCGUUGAUAGAUUUGGAAGACGAGCUUUGUUCAUCUUCGGAGGAGUUCAGAUGUUCAUCUGCCAGAUUGCUAUAGGAACUAUUAUGGCAACACACCUAGGAGAUCAUGGUGGGAUUAGCAAAGAAUACGCUUAUUUGGUGUUGGUACUCAUAUGCAUUUAUGUAGCUGGUUUCGGGUGGUCUUGGGGGCCAUUAGGAUGGUUAGUCCCUAGCGAAAUCUUCCAGCUUGAAAUAAGAUCUGCAGGACAAAGUAUUACAGUAGCAAUUAGUUUUAUCUUCACUUUUAUCAUAGCUCAAACAUUUUUAGCUAUGCUUUGUUGUUUUAAAGCUGGGAUUUUCUUCUUUUUUGGUGGGUGGGUUUUGGUUAUGACUGGGUUUGUAUACUUGUUUUUGCCAGAAACCAAGGGUAUUCCUCUUGAGAAGAUGAAUCAUAUUUGGAGGGAUCAUUGGUUUUGGGGAAAAUUUGUUGGUUAAAUUUACUUACAAAAUACAAAAACAAACUAGAUAGAAGACAAUGGUUACAAAUAGUACUUGUACGAUUUGUCAUUUUGGUAAAGACCGUAUAUUAUAUGGAAUUUGUGAGAUCUGAUGAUA